CGCAUCCUCUCUUGUCUCUCGCAUUCAAUUUCCAGUGUCCACAGCUGACUGACACCUUAACCCAAAACCAAGCAGACAAAAAUACUGGCCAACACCGAAGGAUGAGUCCCAAUGCUGAUAGUAAUACCAGAGCCCAGCCGACAUACUUGAUUGGAACGAUCGGUAUGUUGAUGAGCGACGAGCCAAACUCGUGUGUUGAGAUUCACUUGGAGAAACGAUUGAUCCAAGGAGAAGAUGAAAAGGAAGGUUGGAGGAAGCACCGACAAUGGACCGUGGCCGAUAUACAGGGUGCGGCUCGCUUGAACCAGCAGCCAGUCCAUCUAAUCAUCAGAUUCCGCGGAACUUGGUCACAGGAAAUCGCCCAAGACCUCAAGAGGAGUCUGGAGGCAAAGCUCUAUGUGGACACUUAG
Molecule: messenger RNA, 410 nt
Organism: Puccinia graminis f. sp. tritici CRL 75-36-700-3
Lineage: Eukaryota; Fungi; Basidiomycota; Pucciniomycetes; Pucciniales; Pucciniaceae
Exons: 1
Coding region: 102-410 (102 amino acids)
Source: RefSeq, a predicted model, not a curated record